ACCGACGCAUGUUUUUAAGAAACAGAACCAGCUGCUCUCCUUUAAAACGGCAUGUCACAUACUGCACGGGACAAGAAGCAACCUUAUUCUGAAAGGAACACAAAUGGGAGAUUACCAAAUGUUUGGAGCUGUCAAGGUUUUGCAGUGUCUGAAAUUAUGAUCGAGUAGGUACACCAAACCUGUCCAGAAUAGCAGUCAAAUGAAAGACAGCGCGACACGGGAUUUUUUUGUCAAGCAAGUAAACAGAAAGAUGUGGUGAAAUGGAAUUGACAGUCAACAUCUGUCUCCAAAUCUGUUCGAGCUGAAGGUGGAGCAGGAUUUUCGGGGGGCUCUCUGUGAGGCUUUUGCUGUCCUCUGCAACGCAACGAGGAGGAUGAUCUGUGCCCUACAUGUGAUUGUCAUGUCUUCGGCGUUUUUCAAUCCCAGUUUUGCCUUCAGUUCCCACUUUGAUACAGAUGGGGCUCCACUGAGCGAGCUGUCGUGGCCUUCAUCCCUGGCGGUGGUAGCUGUCUCCUUCUCUGGCCUCUUCACCUUCGUCUUCCUCAUGCUGGCCUGCCUCUGCUGCAAGAAGGGCGACAUAGGCUUCAAGGAGUUUGAAAACACUGAGGGAGAGGAGUACCAGGCAGAUCUCUCCGCCCUGGCCUCGCCUUCCUCCCAGAAUGGCCCUGAGGUCUACAUCCUGCCCCUCACUGAGGUCUCCCUGCCUGUCUCCAAACAGCCUGGCAGAUCCAUCCAGCUGCUGAAAUCAUCAGACCUUGGCCGCCAUAGUCUACUCUAUCUAAAGGAAAUUGGACAUGGCUGGUUUGGCAAGGUUCUGCUGGGCGAGGUCAAUGCGGGCCUCAGCACCACCCAGGUGGUGGUCAAGGAGCUGAAGGCCAGCGCCAGUGUCCAGGAUCAGAUGCAGUUCCUGGAGGAGGUGCAGCCAUACCGAGCCCUCCAGCACCCUGCCCUCCUGCAGUGCCUGGCACAAUGCUCAGAGGUCACUCCUUAUCUGCUGGUCAUGGAGUUUUGCCCUCUGGGUGAUCUAAAGAGUUACCUGCGCAGUUGUCGAGUGGCUGACUCCGAGACUCCUGACCAUCUGAUCCUCCAGCGAAUGGCGUGUGACAUUGCCUCAGGGCUUCUGCAACUCCACAAAUACAACUUUAUACACAGUGACCUGGCCUUGCGAAACUGCCUGCUAACUUCAGAAAUGUCAGUUAAGAUUGGAGACUAUGGCCUUUCUCACAGCCGAUACAAGGAUGACUAUUAUGUCACACAAGAUCAGAUAUGGGUGCCCCUGCGCUGGAUUGCACCUGAGCUCAUAGACGAGGUCCAUGGAAACCUUUUGGUCGUUGAUCAAACCAAAUCCAGCAACAUAUGGUCAUUGGGGGUGACUGUGUGGGAGCUGUUUGAGCUGGGAAACCAGCCGUACAGACACUACUCUGACAGACAGGUGCUGACAUAUGCUGUGAAGGAACAGCAGCUCAAACUGCCAAAGCCCCUGCUCCAGUUCCCCCUGGCUGAGCGCUGGUAUGAGGUGAUGCAGUUCUGCUGGCUGCAGCCCGAGCUGAGACCCAGCAGUGAGGAAGUCCACCUCCUGGUGACAUACUUGUGUGCCAAAGGUUCCAGUGAGGCUGAGGAAGACUUUGAACAACGUUGGAACGCCUUGAGACCCAACUUGCUUGGCAGCACCUCCCACACAGCUACAUCUACAGCACUAGUCCUGACCCCCACGCCAGCCUCAGCUGACGUCCCCAGUCCAGACCAAACUCAGGCGGUGGAGCUGGCCUCCUCCGCCUCGUCCUCCUUUCCCCUCCUCGAACACUUCUCUGACAGCUUCCACUCUGACACAGGGGAUGACCUGCUGACAGUCACGGAGACCAGUCAUGGUCUCAACUUUGAGUACAAGUGGGAGCAGGCUCGAGCUGAGCAGCCCUACUGCUCCUCCUCCACCAGUGGGCCACUGGGUCAGGGCAAUCCAUAUUACCAGGAUAUCUACUAUUCAAGUAAAGGAAGCACCUCAGGGGGCUGCAAGACUGACAGGCUGACCUCAGGCAUAUCUCCAUCUUACUAUGAGCCUGAACACCCGGGUGUGGUCCCAGUGUUGAGUGCCCACAGCCCCUCGGUCAGCAGCGAGUACUACAUUCGCAUAGAGGAGCCAGUGGAGUGCAACAUUAACCUUGAUGACAGCGUGGUGGACUACAGCCCUGGACUGGAGGCCAGCAGCAGCAGGUUGUCCUCAGAGAGUCGGACAGGUUCAUCCAUAGCACAGCCCAGUGCUUACUGGUCAACUGACAACAAAUCUACUGUCUAUGACUCUGAUUCAAGCCCCACUGUCCAACUAACCAUGGAGCCACUGCUGAGACAGUCAUCCAGCACCAGCCCCGUGAAGCCGGGCCACUCACACAGCUGCUUCUCCAGUCAGGACGACACAGUCUACUGUGAACAGUCAUCAGCGUACAAGUCACGCCACUCCUGUCUGUCUGAUCUGGAUACAUCGCCAGAGUCCAGAACAAAUUUUCUCCACCCAGUGGUGCGUUUAGAAAACCCUCGCAGUUUGUCACAAGCAGUCAGCAGCCCCAGUUUAGGAUUCUGUGAUCCCUACCUUGAAGCGAGCACAGGUCGUAGCGCGGUUAAUGAAAGCUGUCAUAAUAUGAUGGGUCCCCUCAGAAAGACACUACCCAUUGUUAACCACAUUAGCAUUGAUGUAGGGACAGACGACGGCCUGCUGGUGGGCCGGCAGAGAGGCAACGAUAUUGAAGAUGACCUUUUCUCUGAGGGAGAAGCCACUAAUUGGACCUCAAACCAUUCAGCAAACAAUAACAGCCUGAGCUUUGACAGCAGGCAGACAGGAAGUGGGCAUGAUGGCUAUCUGGACGUUCAAUAUACAGCUCACUCUAACUCAACAGAUUUGUGGUCUUUAACCAAGGCCACCACCAGAACCUUUCACAGCUCUAGGUCUUGUGGCACCUUGGAAGCAGAAGGAGGUUGUAACGCUGCUAGCAAGCCCUCUGAAUUAGGUUCAUACAUUCACUUGUGUCACAAAGAAAAAGAAGAAGCUGCCACUAAAGCAGAAAAGAACUUAACUGCAGAAAAUCUAAGAAGUAUUGAUUCUCUUACCAGCUCAAGUACUAAUGCCAGAGGAACAGAAGGUGGAAAACUAGAGGGAAAAUAUGAAAACCAAUUGUUGUUCAAUGGAGAGAGACUGUUCUCUGAGCCUAAGAUAAUACCUGAGGUGAGCUACAUAAAGUCCCCAUCCUCUUUCAAGGAGACUCAGGCUGGUCAAACUGGAGGCUUGUCAGACAAGCAGCGAGGAAGCAUGUGGGAGGGUGUCUCAAUGGGAAUCUCAACAGGAAUCUCUGUUGGUCUUGGAGACAAGAGGCUAAAGUAUCAGGAGACAUCAGAGAGUACCAGAGCGUUGGACAGUGGAGUGGGGGUCAGAGACUCCAGCAUUAGUCUGGUUGAGCUUGGUGACUACAGUGAAGACGAUGACGAUGACAUCACAGAUAUCACGUCAGGGAUCUUUGCUGACUUCAACCUGGACUACGCUGAGGUAGAUGAGGAAGAACUGAGCCCAUUGAAGCAUCAAGAGGGAACUCCUGACUCUGUAGACACCCUUAACCUGUCCUCGUCAAUGGCAAGCCCCUGUGACCAGGCCUUCAGCCCUGAUCCCUUCAAUACUCCGGUCCUACCCAAAUCCCUGGACAGUGGCUAUGACACAGAGAACAAUGAAUCUCCAGAGUUUCUCUUUAAAGAGCUUGGAGAUCCCCGAGGUGGUGAGAGGAGCCCUACACUGGGUGGAGAACCUGAACUAGUUCUGCAGGUUGGCUUGGGCCAAGCAGUCUGCACUUCCACAAGCACAUCAGAGCUACAGCUAAAAGGCUUGACUGAUAAGAACCCAUACAGGGACUCAGCCUAUUUUUCUGACUAUGAUGCUGAGAAUGAAAAGAGCCCUCAAGAGGAGGGUAGUAAAUUCUUUGCAGGUCCAGGAUGUGACUUUCCUGCUGAGAAACUGAGCUCUUUUAGAGAUGAUUAUCUUGUCGAAAGGCAUUUGAACCACGAGGAACAGUUAACAAAUCUGAGACACAUCAAAAAUUGUGUUUUGGUGAAUCUCUCAGAGGCUGACUCUAGUUCACACCAUCCCCUGCCCACCCCUGGGUUGUCCAUGUUGUCACCGUUUCCUCCACAGAUGGGCGGCUGCCUGACUAAAGAAUCCGCCCCUGCUGAUGAUGAUCUUGGGUUGGAGACAGAGCACUCAGGAGAAGAGCCGUCCUCAGAGCUUAGCUCCUCCAUUGGGUCUGAAGCCUCUGCCACUGUCCAAGAAGCAUCAGGAAACCAUGAGGAGGGGAACAGAGGAGAAGAUUGCUCCCCUGUGCAGUCUCUGCAUUCUGGCUCCACCAUAAUCGACUACAAAGAUGAGGCCUCCAAAGAAAAUGAAAACAGCGACAGAUCCACUGAGGAGGAGCUGCCCGAAUUCAAUCACAUCAAGGAAGAGACAGAGGACAGAAGGGAGGGUGUGAGAAUAAAUGAGGAGGACUUUGAGGACAUAGACGCAGAGGAAUGUGACUCACAGGACAGCUUGUGUGAAGAGUCCAAUGGUCCCGUCGACCUGUCUUCUUCCUCGUCAUUGUUGGAGCUGUGUGGAGAAGACGUGAGAGCUCCGCUGGAGGAGGCGGAGGAUGAAGAUGACUCAGAUGACAGCGAGUCGGAUGAAGAGUUGAGGACCUACAACAUUCAAGAUGAAGACAGUGAGGAGAGUGAGGAGGAUUUCAGUUCAGUGCCAGUGGUGGUAAGCGACUGCAGCAGGGCGAGACACCUCCGCAGCCUCCUGAAGAUGCCCACACUGCUCACACAGUCCUUCUGUGAUGAGCUGGAGAGGAAGAAAAAAGUGGUGUCUUUUUUUGAUGACGUUACGGUGUUCCUUUUUGACCAGGAGAGCCCCACGGGAGAGCUGGCUGACUACGCCUUCUCCACAGGAACAGAGUCCAGUGAACAGGAAUCUCUUGAAGAAAAAAACACUGACCACCAGCUGCAACCUGACCCUGACCUUGAAGCUCAAUCCUGUGAAACAUUCUGUGUUUCUGAAGAAAAGGAUAGGAACAACUCGGAGGAAGGUGGGGGUUAUGAAUGGGAAGACGACCUCUCGUUCGAGCCCCGUCCAUGCUCACCUGAUACGGUCCCUGAGCCCCAGUCCUUAAAUACAUCCACCUCCAACAGUCCUGAGACUCCUAAACCUGCAGCUGUAGCACUUAACCGUUUUAUGGUCUCACGAUUCUCUAUCACACAUGUCUCCGACCCUCACAUGGGCUCUGCAACAGGGAACAGUCCAGAAGAUUGAGUGCCCCACCACGGACCUGACUGGAGGAGGACGAGUCCUGAUCCCUCUCAACACAGAUAAGCAGCAUAUUAUAUCUAGAUGUUUUACAGAGUUUUAUUUUUAUCAACAUUUUGGGCAUCUGACCCUGGUGACCCUUUAUGAGACAGUGCCUCAUAUUGUAGUGAAAGACCCUCAAUGAUUUGCACCUCUUUGGUUUGCUUUUUUUCUUUUUGUGAAAAAAGAGAUAGCUGCUCUUAAGGCAACCUGAGUGAGACAACCAGGAGUGGAUACAAAAUCCAAUCAAAUUGUUUGCAGAAAUAGAAAUCAUCCGUUUCAAAAUACAGUAUAUGACGAUAACUUCUUUGCUUGAUGCAGCAUUGACUUCUGUUGGUGCCCUUACAGUAGGGCUGCACAAUAUGAUGAGAAUAUGCGAUUAUGUCAUUGAAUAUUGUGAUAAUUAUAAUACCUGUGAUAAACACAUUAAAGUGUUCGCACUUUUGACUCAGACUUGCACAAUGCAUAUUUUUUGUGCCACAUAUUUUCUCCUGUAUCCAAAACUUGCCAGAUGGCAAACAUGUUUUUAUUUAUUUUUUACUCAUUUUCGUCACUCAUGGUGUAACACGUAGCUGACCAUGCCGGGUAGUACAGCAGAACAAGUCUAAUAAUCCUCAUGCACCUGUUUGCAAAUUCUACCUGUUUGCAAAUUCUGAUCAGUCAGAUGAUGCCUAAUGGCAAGGGCAUUGUCUAAUAGGCCAGAGAGUUAACAGCAUGGCACGUCAGAAAAAAUAGCACCCUAAGACAUAAUGUAAUACAUUUUACUAUUUACAAAUUGCAAUAUUGCAGUUCAUAUCACAAUGACAAUUUAAAAAAAAAACAACGAUAUAUUGUGCAGCCCUACCUUACAGGUACUUUGAUUUGUGGCUUUAAAAGAAAAUAUAUAAAAACAAAACAGAAAACAUGAAAACAUAGCUGCUCCUCUCAUUGGCUGCCUUGGUCCAUCUGCUAAUCAUUGAUCUGGCAUUUUUAAAGACUGUUGCAGUUCACAUUGUUUGAGCCCAAGAACAAUGGUUUAGUAUUGUUGUGGUGGAUUUCCAAACACAAAAUCUGACUUUUUUUUUUUUUUUAACAGCUGUUGGGGGGGUGGUGGUGAUUGAAGAUAGAGGUGCUGAAAACUAAUUUGUCCUUUUCAACAAGUGAAAUCCAAAUCAUAUUGCUGAUAGUAUGUUAAUAGAAACAUACCAGAGUAAAUCAAGGUGUUGUCCCUCCCUAAUUAUCACCACCACUCACUCACUCUGGUUAAUGCUGACCUACAGUGUAUUUCUACAGUUACCAUAUCUGUCUGAAGCACUUUGUAUAUCCAAACUGGGUCUUUAUUUGUAUAAGUGAUGGCUUUGUUGCUCUUCAUCUCCCAACCCUGGAAUGAAAUAUCUAAACAUGUGAGAUUACUUAUUUGUGUCCACAGUGCCAGCUACAAGUUAACUUUAUUUUGUGGCAUAUUAGCUUUCUUUGACAUUUCAUCAGCAAUAGAGUGACACCAAAGGAAAAGAGUGGUGUUUAAACACAACUAAGCAAUGUCAUUUCACUAUGCCAGUCAUAAAUGUCGGAUAUCAUCUGUUACGCAUCUUUUAUAAGUCUUGCCCAUUGUCUCAUACAUAUUGCAUUAGGUUUGUGCUGAAUGCCUAGGUCUGAGGUGUACAAAUUAAGACAUUCAAAAUCUGACAUAUCUCACAUAUUGUAUGAAUGUUUUACCAACAUGUAGCAGUUAGCUUGACUUGAAUUACUACUGCUGUAUCGACAGCUGCCUCCCCCUCUCUAUAUUUCCGUAGCUCAAAGUGCCAAUUCAGUUUCCUCUCGCCUUGCCUUUUAAGUUCCGCAAGAGAAAACAUUGCGAGUAUUUUUGUACGAUUUGAAAAGAUGCAGUCCAGGCAGACAGUCUCUAAAAUUUGCCAAAGAGAUAUUACAAACCCAUUGGCUAAAGUGGCAGACACCUUUUGGAGAAGGUGAGGUGCGCUGUUCUGUGCACCGGUAGUAACAUUAUUGCUGUUUCCAUUUUCCCCUGUCACUCAUAGCUAUUAUACUAUCCCAAACAAAUAAAUCCAAAUACUUUUUUUUCCCUUCC
This is a messenger RNA of Plectropomus leopardus (leopard coralgrouper), 7415 nucleotides long. RefSeq names its product lemur tail kinase 1 a (gene lmtka). Gene Ontology annotation, molecular function: protein tyrosine kinase activity; ATP binding. The record is from RefSeq and is a predicted model, not a curated record. Gene Ontology annotation, biological process: brain development; peptidyl-tyrosine autophosphorylation. NCBI's taxonomy places the organism in Eukaryota, Metazoa, Chordata, Actinopteri, Perciformes, Serranidae.